AUCCUCCAACGAAAUCCACCAAACCCGGGCUCAGAGCCCUCCCACAAUCAAAUCCACUGGGAUCCCGGUUUCAUCCUAUUGGUCGGGGAUGCUGCAACAGGGGGGGCGAGAACAAUAGCAUCAUUCCGGCAUAAAAAGAGUGGAGCUAUGCCUUGGAGACGAAAACAUUUCAGCAACAGAAGGAUCGAUAUACCGGGCAGAUAAAGUCCCACAAGCUUCUAGUGUUGCCAUAUUUUUAACAAACCUGGAUACUCGAGACUUCGCCCGCCUCCCCGAAGUGCCUUUCCGCCGUUACUUGCCAAAAUGCCCAAAGGAUUCCUGGUGAAAAGAAACAAGAAAUCUGCACAUGUUUCGUACAGGACUCGAGCGGACGAGGAGGACCUCCAGGAGCCGCCCACCCCAGCUGCCUUGCCGAGUCGGGCGGAGCCCUCCCCGCCGAUGUCCGUGGCGUCGAGUCCGGACCGCGCCGGAGCGUCGCCGGAUUCCGCCGCGGCCGACGCGCCGGUGCCGAGGCUGGAGAAGCCGGCGCAGUUCGGCAACCCGGAGGCAGUGUGCCAAGCCCUCUACAGCCCCACCCGGCCCAUCAGCAAGGAGCACGACCGGGGGUAUUUCGAGCGAAGUUUCAAUCUGGGCUCGCCCGUUUCUGCGGAGUCAUUCCCGACGCCCGCCUCGCUCUCCGGCCUGGACCACCUCCUGUACGCGCCGGUCGACCUGAAGAUCGGCACCAGCAACAGCAGCCGCAGCGGCACCACCAGCAUCCUCCCGGCGCCGAGCAACCGGGUCGGAACCAAAAGACCCGCAGCCGAAGGCGCAGAGCGCAAGCCCAAACCUGCCUCCAAGAAACCCAAAGCCAUCAGGAAACUCAACUUCGAAGACGAGGUGACGACGUCUCCGGUGCUGGGGCUCAAAAUCAAAGAGGGGCCGGUGGAGUUGAAGCCGAGGGCGCAGUCCUCCGGAGGAAACAAGCCCCUGGGGGAGUUCGUGUGCCAGCUGUGCAAGGAGGCGUACGCGGAUCCCUUCUCUCUGGCCCAGCACAAGUGCUCCCGCAUCGUCCGGGUCGAGUACCGGUGUCCAGAGUGCGACAAGAUGUUCAGCUGCCCGGCGAACCUCGCCUCCCACCGCCGCUGGCACAAACCCCGGAGCACCGGCGCGCCGGCCGUGCCGCCCGCACCGGGCGUCGGGCCCGAGGCGGCCAAAGUGCCGCCGCUCGGAGUCAAGUCCGCCUCCGACGAAGCCAAAGAAACGAGCGACAGAGACACCCCGAGCCCGGGUCCGUCCGAGUCGGGCUCCGAAGACGGUUGCUACGACUGCCAGUUCUGCGGGAAGAGGUUCAAGCGGCAGGCAUACCUAAGAAAACACAUCAUGGGACACCAGGCCUUGCAGAAGAAAGUGCUGGAGGAGCACGGCUUUCAAGCCAGCGAGCGCUCAGCGGCGGAGCAGGCGCAGGUAUCAGCAUCCUCUUCCUCCGCCUCCUCCUCCUCCUCCUCAUCCUCGGAGGAAGCGUCAAACCAAAGCCCCCUCAAUCUGAGCCCGGUGGACUGCCUGUUGUGCCCGGUGUGCGGGGAGAGUUUCACCAGCAGAGCCGGGCAGGAGCGACACCUGCGCCUCAUGCACUCCUCCCAGAUUUACCCGUGCAAGUACUGCCCCGCCACGCUCUACAGCUCGCCGGGACUCACCAGGCACAUAAACAAGUGCCACCCGUCGGAGAACCGGCAGGUGAUCCUGCUCCAAAUGCCGGUGCGCCCCGCCUGCUAGAGACCACACAAAACUCGUGCCUUUGAGGAGGGAAAUUUAAAAAAAAAAAGACGAAGAAGAUGAAGAAACAAUAUAAAAAAAGUGGCUUUCGGGUUAAAAAAUAAAGAGUUUGCGAUGCUCACUGCCAUAACUUUAGGCCAAUGAGGGGCAGGGCGGUUUGAUGUUUAAGUGGUGUUUAAUGAGGUGUCUUUUUCUCUGCCAAUCAGUGAUUGUUGAAUGCUUCUCUCUAUAUUUGAACUACAUAUAGGCCUAUUUUACAAUUUCUUUUCUCAGAUUAGUUUAUGGAGGGGAAAAAAGAAUACAGAGCGUUAGUUUGACUGUUAAAGGGUAUUUUUCUAGGACAGCACAUGUGCUCAACGAUAGCUUCUAGACCUAAGAAAUGUCUUAACGUUCUCAGAAAUCCUUUAACCACCCCGUCAUGAACCCCCGUUUGUUUUGACGUCACUGACUGUGAUUUGCUCCUAUCACUGUAGCUUUAUGCUAGUUUGUGAGUGGCAAAACUUCUCAACUUUGUCGUGGUGGGGGGAAAAAAAUCAGAGUAACUGAAGCAUUCCUUGUUUAGUAGAACCACAAAUGCCUUUAGUGUAAACAGACGAGUCUAGUCCGACAUAGCCAACGUACACAUUCAAAUCCCGCUGUAAACCUGCCUUAAAAAAGUUAACAUAGAUUGUUUUAAUUUUGAAUGCUGGCACAUAUUUUAAUAUUAUUAUUAUUAUUAUUGAAGAUUGUUGCAAUAUUUUUCAUCAUAUGUUUAUUUAUUUAUUUAUUCUAAUUAUUUUAUGUAACUUAUUGUUGUGUUUGUCGUGAUUUAUUUCUGUGAAUCGUUCUGGCAGUUUACAUGUCGUAUAGCCAAAAUGUUUUGUUUUUGAAAUUGUUUUUUUUUUUUGUUGUUGUUGUUAUUUUGUUUUACGAGUUGUGAUAAUUGUCGUGGGUCGGGUUUUAUUCUUCAAUCACCACAGCUCUUGUAAAAAAAAGAAAGAAAAAAACGUAAAGCUCUUACCUUAGAUGCAAUCUUUUUUAAGGACAAGUUAUUUUUCUUAAAUGUUGGCUUUUAUAGCGCUUUGAUUGUAUGUGUAUAUCGUUGUUGUCUAUCGAAAUAAAAUAUUUUCAAAAAGA
Molecule: messenger RNA, 2871 nt
Organism: Betta splendens (Siamese fighting fish)
Lineage: Eukaryota; Metazoa; Chordata; Actinopteri; Anabantiformes; Osphronemidae
Gene: insm1b
Product: insulinoma-associated 1b
Exons: 1
Coding region: 304-1755 (483 amino acids)
Biological process (GO): neuron differentiation; negative regulation of transcription by RNA polymerase II; regulation of cell cycle process
Cellular component (GO): nucleus; transcription repressor complex
Molecular function (GO): RNA polymerase II cis-regulatory region sequence-specific DNA binding; DNA-binding transcription repressor activity, RNA polymerase II-specific
Source: RefSeq, a predicted model, not a curated record